Messenger RNA from Sphaeroforma arctica JP610, 1440 nucleotides. RefSeq lists its product as hypothetical. Lineage: Eukaryota; Ichthyosporea; Ichthyophonida. The record is from RefSeq and is a predicted model, not a curated record. The transcript is spliced from 2 exons. The coding region runs from base 131 to 634 and encodes 167 amino acids.
GGGAUGUUUAAUAUCGAUAUGUAUCAUACAAUAUAGUUCUAUUAUACUUCCAGAGGGAUUGUCAAUUAGCGUAGAUCAUAUACACACAUAUCAUACAAUUGAUGAGUUUAUUCCGGUUUCAAAUCAAAUUAUGGCCUCUUCGAUCCCUUCUGCGGUCGUACCGCCAAUGUCGUAUCCGUCGCCACAGACCGAUGGACCACAUGCUCCGCCGCUUCCUGAUUAUUGCCCACCCGGGUAUGACUCAGUAGCACCUCCUACCCAGCAAUACCAGAAUAUGUAUUCGUCUACACCCACCUUACAUUCCCGGCAACCAGAGGCACAGCCACUCAUGUCGCAGACCUCGUACAAGCACGGUGAAGGAUACAGCGCCUCACGGCCACAAUCUAGCUUGGCAGAGUACGACCACACACGCCCUACCUAUGGCACACAUGGGGCUGUGUGUGGAGAGCAAGACGUGGAUGUACACACCGCCAUGGCGCAGGCGAAACAGGACCAGCCCGUGCGACAAGGCUUCUGUAAAUGGUUCUGUUUUGGUUUCCUGUGCGCGUGUUGUGCGACCUAUGAUACCUGUGAAGAGCAUCCGUGUUGUUGUCUGGGUUUACUAUGUUGCACGCUCGUUGGCUGCCGAGACUGAGUUGGACUCUGAAACUCGAGUCGAUUGUCACCGCGAAUUGCUUGUCCUCGUCGAUACACUGUUUGACACGCUCAUUUCACUGUAGACUGUUCUCGAAACUUCGAAACUGUCUACCUAAAGAACUCUGUGCAAACCGUUCGAGCCCGUCGUUGGGCGUGUUUGACACAUUGCGUGGGAAGGGGGUUUACGGGUUGCCAGGCAUGCUUAACCCAUAGCACAGAGUGUAGCGGGGUCUCUGUAGGCCGAUUGCUGGAUCAGCAACAUGAUUUGGCGCUCAAAUUCAUGUGACUUUUAGUAGGUCGUACACAUGCAGCUGAACAACCACGCCAUCGGUUAGGAGAUGGAGUGCUGUAUGAGAUGUGCCGCCUCCUUAGUGUAAUUCAUAGUGUUUGCUUUGUUCCAUAUGCUUUGUGUGGACAGUUUAGAGGGAGCCGACGUAAAUGGACUAUAUUUGCGCUAUCGUAGAUCCCCCGACACUUUCCUGCGAUGAGGACCAUAUUCUCAGUCAAAAGGGCUCAGUGUGCUUGUACUGGACACCUGAUGUGAGUGUAGUCGAUCAAAGCAUUAGUAUGGCGGUUUCUAGCAAUAAUAUGCUGUAAAGCGUUAUAUGAUACCCAUGUGCCCGUGAUAGGCCUCAAAUUCAGUUUUAGUUUGGAUACAGUUGCUUUUUGAAUCCGUCAAACGAAUGUAGUACUUUUGAGAAGUAUUUAAGAGUUUGCUAGCUCCACAACUCGGACAGAUGCCGGGUGAAUCCUAAUUGACACCUACACCAAAUUUGAACACUUCAGUUUCAUCUUUGUUUCAAA